AACUUUUACCCCUCUCCUGUAACAUUAUUCCUGGAUAAAACAAAACUUUAUUUUAUUAUAUCAACAAAAUUGAAGCUCCGUCAAUGGCGAUUUGCAAUUUUUUAUAACUGACUCAAAUAUCUGCAACAAUUAGAAUAUGCUACUACUGCAUGGAAGAAUUUUAACCUAAACCGGACCUCUGAGCUUCGAUUAUUCACUAUCUAGGGUUUGAUUUCAAGUGAGUUGUUCAUAUCUCUCCUCGAUCACAUGAAUUGUACGCCGAUUUCUGUUUUCUCGUGUUUCUGUUGGUUAAAAUUAACAUCAUGCAGUUUAGGUUUUAGUAAUUUGUUUAUGGUUUACAUGAAUUUGAUGUUUUGGUAGCUUGAUUGGUAGUGUUUGGAGUUUGAUUUGUGAGAUUAGUGGAUAGUUAGGGUUUGAUUUGUGAGAUUAGUGGAUAAUUAGGGUUUGGUGUAUGGGGACUCAAACGAUGGGGUCGAAUGGCGGCGGAGCGCAGAAGUCUAUGUUGGAUGGAUUGUCGAGGCAGGGGUCAUUGUAUAACCUAACAUUGGAUGAGGUUCAACAGCAGUUAGGGGAUUUAGGGAAGCCUUUUAAUAGUAUGAAUUUGGAUGAGCUUUUGAAGAGUGUUUAUAGUGCUGAGACUAAUCAAGGAACGAGUAGUAACGCGGUUAAUUAUACGGAGCUCAAUUCGGGUGUGACGAAGAAGACGGUUGAUGAAGUGUGGCAGGAUAUACAACAAGGUCAGAGGAAGAAAAAGAACGAUAGCGAUGACGAUGGGAGUAAUGUAAGUAAGGGCGGUAGUUUUAAGAGCGGGGACGGGAAGCGACAGCGUACUCUCGGUGAGAUGACACUUGAGGAUUUCUUGGUCAAAGCGGGGGUCGUGGCCGAAUCUUCUCCCGGGAAGGUGAACGAAGAAGGGAAUCUUGAACCGCAAGAAACGCAGUGGAUAGGCUAUCAAAGUCAUGCAGUUCAGCAGCAGAAUAUGAUUAUGGCGGGUCAUUAUCAAGUUCAACCAUCGGUUACGGUUCCUGGUAACUCUUUGAUGGAUGUGGGUUAUAUGUCCCCAACCUCUUUAAUGGGUAGUUUAUCGGACAGACAUAUGUCUGGAAGGAAAAGGUUUGCUUCUGGAGAUGUGAUGGAGAAGACGGUUGAAAGAAGGCAAAAGCGAAUGAUAAAGAAUAGGGAGUCUGCUGCGCGCUCACGAGCAAGAAAACAGGCAUAUACCCAUGAGCUGGAGAACAAAGUUUCACGUUUGGAAGAGGAGAAUGAAAGACUCAGGAGGGAGAAGGAGGUGGAGAAGGUAAUACCGUGGGUCCCACCACCCAAGCCAAAGUAUCAGCUCCGAAGAACUUCCUCUGCUCCUUUCUGACGGCUAGCUAAUCUGGUCAGCGGUCCUGAAUUUGUGAUCUUGGUCAUGGGCUCUGAGUCAUGAAAAAUGUUCUGCAGCAAUGAAAGUGAAAGGCUUGUAGACCUUCCUUUUUAUAGCAGGGAAGCUUUGGUGUACCUUGGUCAACUCUUUUUCAUUUCCAUCUAAAUCUUUAUCAGAUGUCAUUAUGGAUGAUGUACGCCUUGUGUUUUUUGCUACUUUUCGGUUUUAGUUUGUUUUAUACCUAGUUUCACGCAGUUUCUUGUUUAAUGUAUUGUCCAAGGAUGAUCUUAUUAUGUACAUGUGAUAGUGUUCUGAUACUGUGUCGUUGGUUGACUUAACUUCAAAUG
Messenger RNA from Helianthus annuus (common sunflower), 1713 nucleotides. Its product is annotated as ABSCISIC ACID-INSENSITIVE 5-like protein 2. Bases 452 to 1366 code for a protein of 304 amino acids. The transcript has 4 exons. Lineage: Eukaryota; Viridiplantae; Streptophyta; Magnoliopsida; Asterales; Asteraceae. The record is from RefSeq and is a predicted model, not a curated record. Gene Ontology annotation, cellular component: nucleus. Gene Ontology annotation, biological process: positive regulation of DNA-templated transcription. Gene Ontology annotation, molecular function: DNA-binding transcription factor activity.